UGACUGGGUGUUCUCUGGUAGCCUGUGUCGUAGAGGUGAUUGCAUCCCUAGACUGUAACGUAGACUGGCUCGAGAGAGUGUGGCUUUUCUUAGACUGUAGCUCGGAUAUGUGCCACGAUACAGUGCUUUUGUCUGCCUGUAGCAACGUAGUUGUGUUGUUCAACGAGCCCUUAACCUGUAGUGUAGACGUGUGUCGGUGUAUGGUUUCCUUAGGCAGCAUUAAUCUGAACACAACGCGAGCCAGAAGUGGCUUUUGGGUGCUGACAGGAGCUACCUGUGCCACCUGCCACAGGGACAUCCGGUGCCGCGGUAGAACGGGGGAGGAAAACGGAGCCAGAACGGGAAGGAAAAGUGUGUACAGAGAUAAAGGCUGAAGAAAAACAAAAUUAAUAGUGAAACAUUUUGAUUUGAGUUUUUUAGACGGCGAAACACCUAUCGCACGAUAGGGUCGAGUAAGGGCACCCUGGAGAGGUCACGUGACUCGCCCUCGACCCACCACCACCUCGGCCUCGAGGACGACCCUCUGGACGACCCGAGGCUGAGCGUGGCGGCGUUGCGGCCCCGCUCUUGGUCGGGUGGCGAGGCUGGGAUGACCUCCGGGCCCAGGCAGGAGGACGAGAGCGAAGGCGAAGGUGAGUCGUCCCCCUCCCUUUCCUUCGGCGUCCGGAGGUCGCUAAGGGCGCUUUUUGGCUCCCUCGGAAAGGGCAGGGGGCGUCAGCGGAAGUCAGCGCCAGAGACGCGAUGGGCCGGAGACCCGCGGGACGGGCGGAAACCAAAGCCGAGCGAGAGACCGCGGAGUCAGUUCUACGUCGAGCUUCCCAGCGACACGACCUGCGACUCGUCCGCUCCGAACCCGCAGCCUGUCAUCGUCGUUUCGCCCGCGCGCGCCCAGACUCUCCCCGCCGGCCUCUCGCCUUCGUCCAUGCUGUGCCUGCCGCCCGUGGCCACGCGCCCGCCGCCCCUGCCGUCCGUGGGGUCCCACCGCUACCGCUUCACCCUCCCUCCCUCGCCACACGCCAGAUUGGGUGACGGGGAACCAGGAGGUGAAGGCCGCACAUGCGCACCAGGUCAGGACCUCACGCAAGGUCAUGAGAGGCGCGGCAGAAGGCCGCUCAGGCAGCUGGGCGUUUUAGUCAUACCUGAGUCACUCACGGAGACGCCGGCCUACAGGCGGAGGCUCGGACUCGCCGACCAGGACUUUCCUCUUCCGAGAAGCUCCUGCGAUUCCGCCAUGGGAGGCGAAAUGUCCAAAGGAGAGGAAGAAGAGGAAGAGGAAAUAAGUGAACACACAGUGACCGCUCCUGUUCACCACAGAUAUAUGAACGUGGUGUCAGAACUAAAUCAGGUUGUGCUAAAAUCGCUCAGUUUACGGAGAUCGCAGGGAGGAGAUGAAGAACGCUUAUUUAGAGCAAGUGUUUGUGACAGUGAUAGUGAUAGUGAUAACAGAAGUACUGAUAGUGACAGUGAUGGUGCAUAUGUGACAGCUGACAGUAGCGGAAUAGAUGUGAAUGGCCUCAGUGAUGUUUGGAAAGAUAGUGUUAAUGGUGAAGAAGUGAUGGUGACCGAUGGAAAGAGAGACGUAAGGGAUGGUGUAGUAAGAGGGAAAGGAGGCAUGACACCCGAGAUGGUGAGUGAGAGGAAGGAUCAGGCCCGUGUGAUUCCCGUUCUGUGCCGCGACCCCCCCGCAGGGCUCCCCGUGGGCGUGGAAGGCGGCGACCCUGACACUCCUCGCCGCGUGGGUUGCGCCCCGCCCGCCACCCCGUGUGUUAGUGUUAGUGCUAGUGAGAGUGAGCAUGAGGACACCCCGUCCCGCCCCCUCCACCCCUACCCCGACUCAUCCCCCGCAUGGUUUGACCCCAACGCCCCCACCGGAGUGCCGAGUGCCACUAACCCUGACCCAGGCAGCAGCCGAGACGUCUCUCCGGCUCCUGCCUCGGCGUCCUCCUCCACCACGGAGAGCCGAGAUAGGAAGGUCUUCCUCAUCGCCCAGGAGGUCAUGACUUCGGAGCGGGUGUUCGUGGACGUCCUCAGGCUCCUCAACGUCGAUUUCCGUAAUUUUGUCUUAGGUUUAAGCAAAGAUGGGAAGGGGGAGGAGCUGCGCGCCGCCCCCGCCGUGGCUUGCAUUCCAGAGUCCGAACUCAAUAAAAUACUCAACUACCUGCCGCAAUUACAGAAUCUGAAUGAGGAGAUCCUGAGCGACCUGGAGGCCCGCAUCACAGGCUGGGAAAGACAUUGCAAGAUCUCCGACGUCCUGGUGAGGAAGGGCCCCUUCCUCAAACUCUACUCGGCCUACAUCAAGGAGUUCCAGCAGCAGUGCGACUACCUGGACGAGUGCUGCGCCAAGUACCCUCUCUUCGCCCGCGCCCUCAAGGACUUCGAGGCGUCGGAGCGCUGCGCCAAGCUCAGCCUCAAACACUACAUGCUGAAACCCGUGCAAAGAAUCCCCCAGUACCGACUCCUUCUGGAGGACUACCUCAAGAAGCUCCCCGAGGACGGCGAGGACUAUGUGGACACGCAGACCGCCCUCGCCGUCGUGGCCAACGUCGCCGCCCACGCCAACGACGCCAUGAAGCAGGGGACAGUACUAGGGUAUGAAGAUAAGAAUAUGCAGGGAGCUUCGUACGAGCUGGUCCGGCCCGGCCGCUACCUGCUGAAGGAGGGCGAACUCAUGAAGUUGUGUCGGAGAGGCAUGCAGCCGCGCUACUUCAUCCUGCUAUCUGAUGUGCUACUUUACACGAGCCCCAUGACAAGCGGCCCUCAUGGUGCCCUUCGCCUCAACUACGAGCUUCCUCUGGAGGGCAUGAGAGUGGACACCCCAAAGGCAGAGGACUUCAAGAAUGAGUUCAGUGUCAUUUCCACCUCGCGCUCCUUCACGCUGCAAGCCAGCACUGCAGAGGAGCGAGAUGAGUGGAUCAAAGCAUUACGUGAGGCUAUAGAGGACAAUGCCUCACGUCGCUCAACGUUCCUGCAAGCAAAGAUGCCUACUUACCAACAGCCAGCCACCUCUACCCUGGGCAAACAGGCUCCUGUCUGGAUCCCCGACUAUAGAGUGACAAUGUGCCAGCAAUGCACAGCUGAGUUCACCCUCACUUUCCGCAGACACCACUGCCGUGCUUGUGGGAAGGUUGUGUGUGAUCACUGUUCCUCCAACCGAGCUCCACUCCAGUACAAGAGAAACCAGGUGGCUCGUGUGUGUGACACCUGCUUCGAAGUCCUGCAGAAGGACUUUGAGAGCAAGUAUGAGGGCUCAAUGAGUCUUGAAGACACACAGGAGGCAAGGAUAAGGAGAGUGUCGAGUCUCAAGGCUCAGUUUAAGAGGGGAAUUCGAGAUAGCAACCGGAACAAGACCAGGAAGAAGGUGCCUGAAAGGCUGAUGGAGGUGUGUGCAAGUGACGAGGCUUCUCAGAUGUGCGGUUACCUUAGGAUGAUGGUCAGGAGGUCAUGGCGAAGAGGCUGGUUUGUCCUUAAAGACAGAGUUCUGUACGAGUAUAGAGCACCAGAAGAUGUGUGUGCAUUGCAGAGCUUCCCUGUCUUAGGGUAUGCAGUGGAAACGACACAGGAUCGAGAGAUGACGGAAGGAAUCGAUGCUUGUUUAGUCUUCCAGCUGACACACUGCAACCAGCCUCCCCUCGUCUUCCAAGCUGACACUCCGCACUUAGCCGAGAAGUGGAUAGGAGCGAUGAGGGAAGCUGUUGUCCUGACCUGAGACCCCAUCCAAGGUCAACCUGGUCUGAAAGUAGGUCUCUUUGCCUGCAUCUACAGCAACAUGGAGGCUAACGAACAUCACAUCCUGAGAAAGAAACUUAUUCAUUCUUUUUCCAUAUCACUCACUGGAAGUGUGGAAGAGAUGUGAAGAGAACAAACUGUGAACAGGCCUCCAUGAAAAGUGAAGUUGUGUAGAAGGAAAUGAGAAGUUCCCUGUGGCAUAUGUGAUGAGUGAAGCCAAAGGGGAUUGUGUACAAGAGGGUGACCUUUUUCCAGCAUGGAUGAGGCUUUUGAGGCAGUAGUGUAGAGGCUACUCAAGAAGAGAGAAAAAGAGUAAUGACAAUUGAAUCCAAGUGCUGAAGUAGAGCAAAUAACAAACACAAAAGUCUUAUGUCUUUCCAAGUCUGUGAUGAAAAUCUGUUACAACGAUGUUAUAUGUAUUGUUGAGAUGUUUUAUUAUAUAUAAAAUUCGGUCAGUAUUUUGUGCAUAGUCUUCACUCCCUACUUAUUUUUCUCUGUACAAUAUUGACAAAUCAGGAUUGUUAUUGAAUUUGCAUAUGUUUUAACUUUUUAUUUUUACCCCAAGUCUCUCACUAGGAGUGUUUUAUUAGGAGCGUGGUCUGUUUUAACCCUAUGAAUCAUCAGUCAUUAUCAAAGCUCAAGUUUGUAUAUGGCAGUAUCCUGUAUCUGUAAUGUGUCUUACAUUACAUUAGCCAUGUUCCCUUCUACCUGUCAGUCUACUUUCUAAUUACCUACUGUCUGUCUUUCUGUCUAUAUGAUUAUCUCUAUUACAUUUUCUUGAAUCUGGUAUUAUUUAUUUUAUUCUGUCUAUGGUUGCUCCAUAUAUUAUCAUCGUAAUUAUCCAUCAUUCAGAUGUUUACACAAGAGAUCUAAUAAACUUUU
Molecule: messenger RNA, 4608 nt
Organism: Penaeus indicus
Lineage: Eukaryota; Metazoa; Arthropoda; Malacostraca; Decapoda; Penaeidae
Product: FYVE, RhoGEF and PH domain-containing protein 6-like
Exons: 11
Coding region: 590-3706 (1038 amino acids)
Cellular component (GO): cytoplasm
Molecular function (GO): metal ion binding; guanyl-nucleotide exchange factor activity
Source: RefSeq, a predicted model, not a curated record